CCCUUGGGUGGGGAGCCACGGAGGGACUGGAUAGACAGUUCUCUCCGGGAUAGAAAUAGCCAUUGCCAGACUGAACCAAAUGGAAGAUAAUGUGUGAUUUCAACUCAGAUUUCCUCACAAAGAGAAAAAUGGAAGACGGGCCCCUCCCACUGUUGACUUUUCUCACAGCUCCUUAUCAUGACCAGAAACCGGGAACCAGUGGCUUGAGGAAGAAGACCUAUUACUUUGAGACAAAGCCGAGCUACCUGGAGAAUUUUAUCCAGAGCAUCUUCUUUUGCAUAGAUUUAAAAGACCGACAGGGCUCCUCCAUGGUGGUUGGCGGAGAUGGGAGAUACUUUAAUACAUCAGCUGUAGAAACAAUAGUGCAGAUGGCCGCCGCCAACGGGAUUGGAAGAUUAGUGAUUGGACAGAACGGCAUUCUCUCCACUCCGGCCGUGUCCUGCAUCAUUCGGAAAAUCCAAGCCAUUGGUGGGAUCAUCCUGACAGCCAGCCAUAACCCCGGCGGCCCUAAUGGAGACUUUGGGAUCAAGUUCAACAUCUCCAAUGGAGGUCCGGCUCCUGAAGCCAUCACGGAGAAAAUCUUCCAGAUCAGUAAGACGAUUGAAGAAUACGCCAUCUGCCCGGACCUGAAAGUCGACCUCAGUGUCCUUGGGAAGCAGCAGUUUGACCUGGAGAACAAGUUCAAGCCGUUCACAGUGGAAAUCGUGGAUUCGGUGGAGGCUUAUGCUACCAUGUUGAGAAACAUCUUUGACUUCAGUGCCCUAAAGGAGCUGCUCUCAGGCCCCAACCGGCUCAAGAUCCGCAUCGAUGCCAUGCACGGAGUUGUGGGACCGUAUGUUAAGAAGAUCUUGUGUGAAGAGCUUGGUGCUCCUGCCAACUCAGCCGUCAACUGUGUCCCUCUGGAGGACUUUGGGGGCCACCACCCUGACCCGAACCUGACCUACGCAGCUGAUCUGGUGGAGACCAUGAAGAGCGGAGAGCAUGACUUUGGGGCCGCCUUUGAUGGAGACGGGGAUCGAAACAUGAUUCUGGGAAAGCACGGAUUCUUCGUUAACCCUUCGGAUUCCGUGGCCGUCAUCGCCGCCAACAUCUUCAGCAUUCCGUACUUUCAGCAGACGGGCGUCCGGGGCUUUGCCCGCAGCAUGCCCACCAGCGGGGCCCUGGACCGGGUGGCCAACGCUACAAAGAUCACUUUGUAUGAAACUCCGACGGGCUGGAAGUUUUUUGGGAAUCUGAUGGAUGCAAACAAGCUGUCCCUCUGUGGGGAGGAGAGCUUCGGCACGGGCUCUGACCACAUCCGGGAGAAAGACGGCCUGUGGGCCGUGCUAGCGUGGCUCUCCAUCAUUGCCAACCGCAAGCAGAGUGUGGAGGACAUCCUGAAGGACCACUGGCAGAAGUACGGGAGGAACUUUUUUACCAGGUACGAUUACGAGGAGGUGGAUUCGGAAGGCGCCAGCAAGAUGAUGAAGGACCUGGAGGCCGUGAUGUUCGAUCGCUCCUUUGUGGGCCGCCAGUUCACGGUGGGGGACAAGGUCUACACUGUGGACAAGGCCGACAACUUCGAAUACAGCGACCCCGUGGACGGCAGCGUGUCAAGAAACCAGGGCCUGCGGAUCAUUUUUGCCGAUGGUUCCCGAAUUAUCUUCCGGCUGAGUGGGACGGGCAGUGCCGGGGCCACGAUCCGACUGUACAUCGACAGCUACGAGAAGGACGCGGCCAAGAUCUACCAGGACCCCCAGGUCAUGUUGGCCCCCCUCGUUUCGAUCGCCCUGAAGGUGUCCCAGCUCCAGGAAAGAACCGGCCGCUCCGCGCCCACCGUCAUCACCUAAAGCCUGCCUUCGAGUCACCCGCCGCCCCCGAGCCUCCUUGCUGGGUUGUUUAAGAACAGAACAAAUUAUGUUUUUACUCAGGCUUUUUACCACCAGUGUCGUCCCCAAGAUGUUCAUGUCCUUUCACAAGGUACUAGCAACCGAGGAAAAAAUGGGAGCCGGGGCACUGAGCCCACCCAUUGCCCCUUCUCCUUCUGUGUCCUGCAGAAGGAGCAGGCGGGUGCACCGGAUAGUGGACUUAGCUAGGAGGCAGGAAAGCCCUGAGUUUGAAUCCUAUCCCCGACAUUUACUAGCUGUGUGACCCCUAGUACCCACGGCACAGUCCUGGGCGAGUUGUGACCUCUCCUGGGGAAGGGACUUUGCACAUAGGGAGGUCCCGCAGGGACGAUCUCGGCUCUUUUCUUCGGUCCAGCGCGCUUGUGCGUGGAGUCACGGAUCUAGACAGGAAAGGCCCCCAGGUGCUUACCUAGUCCAGGCCCCUUCAUGUGACAGCGGAAGAAGCUGAGCCCCAGGGAGGCUUCGGUCACUUGCCCAGUUACCCAGGUACUCGGCCUCAGAGCUGGGCUCAGACCCAACCCGUCGGGUGCUUACCUGCCACAGGACGAGGUUGGGUCGAACCCCGGGCCCCCGCAGCCUUCCCUCCGUGCUCAGAACUCCCGGUGCGUUAAUCAGUGGCCGCUGGUGUUUCUUCCCGCGUUGGGAAAACCGCCCUGGUUUCCGUGUCUGGUUUUGUCUACGAUGUCCCACACGGCGCCUUCCCACGCUCGGUGUCGGCUCGUUUCCACCGUGUUCUCUCUCAUUUGCUCGCCCAAGGAUGGCUGGAUAUUAAAAGAAUUGGGUCCCAUUUCCUGAAA
Messenger RNA from Antechinus flavipes (yellow-footed antechinus), 2683 nucleotides. RefSeq names its product phosphoglucomutase 1 (gene PGM1). The transcript has 11 exons. Gene Ontology annotation, molecular function: magnesium ion binding; phosphoglucomutase activity. The coding region runs from base 90 to 1829 and encodes 579 amino acids. Gene Ontology annotation, biological process: carbohydrate metabolic process. The record is from RefSeq and is a predicted model, not a curated record. Gene Ontology annotation, cellular component: cytosol. Lineage: Eukaryota; Metazoa; Chordata; Mammalia; Dasyuromorphia; Dasyuridae.